AUGUCGUUAUUACCGAAAACAACUAGUGAAUUUACUGAUCCGAAAUUCUGGAGAAACUUCUUUGCAGCGAGGAAAUCACCGUUCGAGUGGUAUGGGGACUAUGAUGUUUUGGGUGUCGUUGUGGAGAAAUACCUCAAAACGACGGACGCUAUACUUCAAAUCGGCUGUGGCAACUCACAGUUAGCAGCGCAAUUGUAUGAUAACGGCUACCGCACAGUGCAUAGCAUAGACACAGACGCUGCUGUCAUCGACGAGCAACGUUUGAGGAAUAAGGAGCGUCCCGAACUUGUAUUUGGUGUUGACGAUGCCACUUCGCUAUCUUUCGGAGAUGAAUCCUUUUCCGCUGUUGUAGACAAAGGUACCCUAGAUGCACUUUUACCCCCGGAAGCAACAGAACUGCAAAUGAAAGCUGUUGAAAAUAUGUUCACAGAAGUAGAUCGGGUUCUUCGAGUAGGAGGCCGCUAUCAAGUUGUUACCCUUGCUCAGCAGCAUAUCGUACAGUUUUGGAGUGAAUACUUUCGUCGUAGCGGCCGAUUCCUUCUUCGGGUACACGAGGUAGAAAAUCGCGCUUCUGGAUUUCCUAUGCCCGUCUUUGUUUUCAUAGCUACGAAACUCCGAAAUCCUAUGAAUGUUCCAAUGCCUAUAGAAUUUUGCCGAGCAACAGGCAGUAAAGUUGAACGCUACUUUGAUCAAAAAGAUUUGUUGUCUACUAUUGCAGCCGAGCAGGAAUUGAGCCAAUUUGUGCAUCAUUGCUCAAGAAAAUUGGAAGCAGAAGCUUCCAUUGCCAUAGAAAGCUCUGAAGGAAACGGGCCUCGCUACCGUAUCUUCAUUGUUGACAAAUCUAACGCUAGGCAAAUCCAGAGCUACGCUGUUUUUAUCGUUCCUUUGGGUCGCGAAGGCGAAUGGAUAUUUUUCACUGAAAAAGGACGUCGAACGCUACUUGAACAAGCGCAAAAAGAUCGCCUCGCUGUAGUAAUUCUGUCUCGAGAUCUCAAUUAUUCAUCGCUGAAAGAUGUGCAAGAUGAACUGGGUCCUUUUGUCUCCAGACUCGAUCCAAGAGAAAAAGGCGGAAUGAUAGAUUUUCUGUCUUGUGGUAGUGUAGAUGUAAGAAAUACCCGAGCCACGGGUGAGUCAAAGAUGAAUGGGAAGUGGACAGUGGAGGAUGUUGUCAUUGAUGAACAAGAAUAUAGACGACUAAUCUUUCUUUCUAGUUCGAACAUUGUCCAAUCAGAAGCUCCACUCAAAAUCGUAAAGGGAAAGAAAACAGUUAAUCUUGAUAGACUAAGCUGUGAUCAUCAUACUCUUAUGCUUGCUGGUCUAUCCUUAUUACCUCAGAAUCCCUUUGCCAAUCCAUCAAAUGCCCCACUCAAGUUGGCCGUAUUGGGCUUGGGAGGAGGUCUAUUGGCAUCAUUUUUAAUGCAUCAUUUGACAAAGGCUGUCAUUGAUGGCAUUGAAUUGGAUCCAGAUGUUGUAGAAAUCGCUACAAAAUGGUUUGCCCUGCCGCGUAACAAUUCACGUAUGAAAGUGAAAGUGAUCGAUGCUAUUGAUUAUUUGGAAGAGGCAGCGAAGAGAGAUGAUCAAGGGAAACUGGACAUGCUUUUUGUGGAUGUCGCUGGCCCUGUUCAUGACUCUGGUCUCAGCUGUCCUCCUGCUGUAUUCUUGACUGAUCCAGUGUUGUGCAACAUGAAAAAAUCUCUAGCUCCUAAUGGCAUCAUCGCAUUGAACCUUGUAACGAGGGAUGAAGAGGUAUCUCUGAAGGCUAAGCGCUCAAUCUCUGCGCAUUUUCCAACAAUGUACCACAUUCAUUCGGAAGAAGACGUUAAUGAGGUUCUUUUGCUCAGCCCAUCGCCAACGCACUCAUUCGAUCCUCUGAAAUUCUCGCAAACAAUGCGAACAGAUAUUCCAUGGGUGAAAGAUUUGGUUCCAGUAGUGAAGCGGAUCAAACCCAUCAAGUUACCUUGA
Cylicocyclus nassatus is the source of this 1962-nucleotide messenger RNA. The record is from the annotation of a GenBank genome assembly. Lineage: Eukaryota; Metazoa; Nematoda; Chromadorea; Rhabditida; Strongylidae.